AUGAACAUUCUACGAGUGCUCUGCAAUAUGGGCACGUGGGCACAGCGAUUUACGUUCCAGAAACCCAGUCCUGGACAUUCUACCGUUCUUUGGCCCAACGUAUCGGUCCCAAUACAUUAUGCUGGAUCAACAAAAACCAUCGUAUCAUCGCCACUUACUGCCACCCAAUCUUCCCUGCCAGAGAACAAGAGCCAGUUGUCGAGAGUGCACCCCGAGCUUGCCGCUUCUUGGUCUUUCGUUCGCAAUGAAACCCUCUCUCAUGUCAUCACAGCGGCAAGUGAAAUUUGUGACCCUCUGAUGUCCUCGCUUUUUGAUCUAGGACAUGCGGUGGAUUUAGAGAAUGACGAUUCAGGCUCCCGGGUAAUUCCAAUAGCAGUGACGGCAUCUGGAGAGUGUGGGAAUGCCAUUUCCUUUCGAAAAAUCGAGGAAGAUACAGUCGAAUUGAAGCAGGAAACGACUGUCUGGGUGCGCAUUCCAUCCGUUGGAGAAGCGGAGAGAGUGGAAUGGUCCACAGAUAGAGCUCCUGUUCGACAGAUUUGUUUUGCGCGGACAGUUGAAGAGAAGGCAACGUGGAUGGCAGCUCGUUUUCCACAUUCAACAACCGUGUUCCGGCCACUUUUCCAUAGGUAUCCCGUGCCAAUGCAUACGUACAAUGACGGGGACUGCGUUAUACCCACAAAUCCUCGAAAUUCCCGUCUUGACGCGAAUCCCUUGAUUGAGAUAUCUAAUUCGCAGACCGGAGGAUUUGCGCAUGCUGAUGUAACCUUCAAUCCUUGGUAUCAGAAGCAAUUCGCUAUUGUUGAUGAAAGAGGAAACUGGGGCCUGUGGGAGAUUUCUGGUAGGCAUAGGCGGAACAAGGGCAACUGGACUGCAGCGUGCGUAAAGUCUGGGGCACUCCCUUGGCUCGAUGCUGGAGACACUCAAGAUAUGGAUGACCACCCUCGGCAUGAUGGAUGGGCAGCUAUCGAGUGGGCUGGGGAUGUUAAUAGCUUCAUCGUCUCUGAUCGGCGCUGUCCUAUGCUUUAUCGGAUGGAAAGCGACCAUAUUUGGCCCCAUCCAAUAGAGCUCAAUCUGAAAAGGAAGUCUGAGUGGAUUUUGGAUGUCAAAAGGAGCACUUGCAAUGUAGCGCACGUUUUUAUCUUGACGACAUCUAGAAUAUUUUUGUUCGAUGUCACUCCAGAUUCUGCCUCUGUCAGUGGGGGGGAUACUGGGCUUUCAGUGUAUCCCCGCCUAUCAUGGCGUCAUUUUCGAGAUCCCGAAGACACAACAUUGCGAUUAAGUCCCCUGUUUGUCAAUGAAGAUUUCUACUUAGUGUUGUAUUCUCGACUUAAUCACUUUGUUCUUGUGUUUCAAUGUCCAAAUGCGGUCGAAGGGGGGUUAGACAAUCGAAUAUCUAUCCCAGAUCCUUUCAUGUUAGACAUACCAUCAAUCUCCGAUCGUGCAGCAGGAUCCCAGACAUCUCCAAAUGGCGCGCAGUUUUCAACGCUUGUUUUCAAGGAGGUCGCACAUCUACCAUCAUCGCUAAGCAAAAAGUACUACGAUCGCAGUGCUACUGGGCUUAUAAAACUCUUUGCAUUGGAUUCCCAUCUUUCUGUUCGUGAAUCGGUGUAUGUUGGACCUGGAGCCAAAGGUGGCGAGCAAGAACAACUGCCUGGCCGAGAUAUUUUACGACUGAAGAAACGGUAUCCAGGAGUACAAAGGAAACAAGCCACUCAGGAUGAUUUUAUCGUCGAUGACUGGGAUGAAUCGGUAUUGGGGAUGGGUACACCAACUGCCCCAGAUCCGGGGAGUUCGAUCGUAACGCCUCUUGCGAUUCCUGAGUGGACCAUUGAUUGCACAUCAAUUUAUGCAGUUGCCACGGGAAAGUUGAUGGCAGUCUUAAGUGGCAUGAUACCUGGUCAUCUUCCAGAGAAGGACUUCAAGGUGUCCAUUAAGGAAUUGGAAAAUAAAAUUUCUAAGAAUGACUUGCGGGAUGAACCCACAAAUCAAACAAUGCUCGAAUUUCUUGGUGUCAGUCCUUUAUUGGAAGAUAUCGACCAGAGCGCGCGAGAUUUCGAGCGCUUUGUUUCUGUCCUCACAGGUCAAAACUCAGCGUCUCAAGAGCAACUUCAAUUCAUUAUUCUCCCGCGGAAGAUUUCUCCAGGUUCAACGGAGCAUAUGGGGCUAGAUUUGGUAAAUAUAUACGACAGUCUGGUGAACGACUGGCUAUCAAAUCUACCCCACGAUAUAGCUAGCCGAACACGCAUUAUGAAAGAGAAGGUUAUUAGAAAGGUUACAGCAGAUUUAAUCCUGUCACGGAUCAGCAUAAUCCCAAGAGUGAUGGGUAGGGCAAAAGAAUCUGGCAAAGAUCCCGGGCAUGGAAAUGACGCGAAGUCGGCAAUGCCAGCCGGCAAUGCUUCUGGAACGAUCACCCAAAGAAGUUUAUCGUUACCCUUGGCAACUGAGAGUGGCCCUGGGUCCAACAUAAUCAGUAGCUUCUCUCAUAUUCGAACUGAUUCCGCCCCUGGAGGGGUUGGAUCAUCCAAAUCGGAAUCAUCCGAAGACAGCCCAGGAAUCCCUUAUCCUAGCCUGUCUGCAUUGGCAGCAUUCAAUUACGAGCAACCGAUGUCUCGACAUGUGACAAACAUGCUUUCUCACUGGCCACCAGGGGCCAACCCUGAUGCUUAUAACUGGCAGCGAACGGUACAUGAAUUUGAGAAUGAGCACACACAACGAGUGGCCAACUCCACGACACCAAGGCGCAGGUUGCGCAAAAAAGCUUCCCAAAGCACUGUGCUGGAUUCAUCCGCGACAGUUCCACCUGUCUCCACUGUUCCUGUCGUGCGGGACUGGGGUAGUCAGCCAGAUAACGAGCCACCUCGAUUAAGGUUACAGAGCAGUCAGGCUAGAGAUGAGGAUCUCCCCAUGACCCAGAUAGAGCGAGGAAUAUUUGGUGGCCGAGAAGCAGGGAGGAAACCUGCUAUGAAGGCAAGAAAAAAGAAGCGGGCAGCUGGGUUUUAA
This is a messenger RNA of Aspergillus wentii DTO 134E9, 3000 nucleotides long. RefSeq lists its product as uncharacterized. Bases 1 to 3000 code for a protein of 999 amino acids. Lineage: Eukaryota; Fungi; Ascomycota; Eurotiomycetes; Eurotiales; Aspergillaceae. Gene Ontology annotation, molecular function: RNA polymerase I general transcription initiation factor binding; RNA polymerase I transcription regulatory region sequence-specific DNA binding. Gene Ontology annotation, biological process: nucleolar large rRNA transcription by RNA polymerase I. The record is from RefSeq and is a predicted model, not a curated record. The transcript has 4 exons. Gene Ontology annotation, cellular component: RNA polymerase I core factor complex.